UACUGCAGUAUCGUCGCUGUGUGUAGCUGGUGAGGGGGUGGAAAGCUUUCGCUGUGAGCGAAAUCUAAAAGCACCACAUCACUACGCGCUAAAGAAAACGGUCACACAGGCAGUAGCACACACGUCCAUGGACGAAUGUAGCCUAGUUGCGGGGGAAAUCGUAAAAAUGGCUUGUUAGCAGGUUUUUAUCAGACGGAAUAUUUAGAUUGAAACGGUUCUUUCUGAAAAAAGCAUUUUGCUGCUGUUGCGAUACUGAUUGACUUAAUUGAUAUUCUCUGGCACGUUUUGGAUUUAUUUUAAACUGCCAGUUUCAGGGAUUAGCCUGGCCUAACACCUGAAGACAACUGGAGUCUUACCCCCUCUAUAUAGGUCAGUAUGCAGUAGCCAAGGCUAUAGGCACACCCCCUUACGCUCUUCCAGUGUGGUUGAAUUACUGCCCUAUACGCGUGCUUUGGUUAUGCGGCACUCCACCGAAGACUCGACAGGCAAAAGCUCUGCGUUGAGACAAAUCAACGCAUAAAUAGAUUUAAACUGAACCCACACACUUUUUUUCUUAUCUCUUGAAUUUCUGUUGUCAUCGGACAAUAGACCCACUAGUUCGGUCCAUGCCCUUUGGGAAACCUGUUUUACCCUUAUCAUUAUUAUAUUAUAUAGUAGCCAACCCUACUCAGACCCUUCCCCCAUCUACUGUAUCUUCCGCCUGCUUCCAGCGUUGAUCUCGCCAUCACUAAAGCGGUCACAUUAAACUCAGCCUAAAAUGUCUGCCCCUGAUGCUGCUGCUGCCCCUGGCGCCGAUGGAGCUCCCGAACCUCCCCCCAACACCACCAGCAACCGGAGACUAAUGCAUACACAGAAACAAGUGGACGAGGUGGUGGACAUCAUGCGUGUGAAUGUGGACAAGGUGCUGGAGCGGGACCAGAAGCUGUCGGAGCUGGACGACCGGGCGGACGCACUCCAGGCAGGCGCCUCACAGUUCGAGAGCUGCGCUGCCAAGCUCAAGAACAAGUACUGGUGGAAGAACUGCAAGAUGAUGAUAAUCAUGGGAGUCAUUGGAGUCAUCCUGGUUGGAAUCAUCUGCAUGCACUUCUUCUCUUGAGCCAAAUCUUACGGUGGUGGAGGUGUGCAGAAUGAAAGGAUGACUUGUGAGAGUGAAGAAAAACAAACACCACAGCAAAAACACCAUUCCCUUCCUCCCUCCCCCUUUUCUCUCCUCCUCUUCUAUUCCUCCCUCCCUCCCUCCAUCUCUCUCUCUCUCUCUCUCUCUCUCUCUCUCUCUCUGUGACCCUUCUCUAACGCUCAUCCAUUAUUCAAACACUCUGCACAGGAGGGAGCUAAACAGAAAGAGAGAAAUAGAGAGAGAGAAAGAGGAAGGGCGGAAGUGAGAGAUGAAGUGAGAAGAGGGGUGAUGAAGAGAGAGGGAGGAGGGAACCACGUGGGCAUUAAAAAGGAGAGGGGAACUGGAGAGAGACUGAUUUACGGAGAAAGGAGAACAAAUAUUUUUAACAGUGUGGGGGGGAAAAUGGUGGUGGGGAAGAGUGUGAGAGUGUGAGUGUGCGUGCGAGAGUGUGAGUGUGAGUGUGAAAGAGUGUGAAAAUGAAUCUGUUUGAGGAGAAGCAAUGACUACUCUAGUCCUUCCUCCAGCAGGUUACAGAUAAAGACUGUCGGUCUGCUUUUGCUGGACAGCAAGAUUUCCUGACAUCCUAAUAGCAAAGCCAACACCCUUCCCAAUUCUCUCCAGCCUCCUGUCCCUAUGCUACUACUAAUAAUACUCUGCUUCUACUUAACCCUGAUACGCAAGGAGAAUGAGAAUCCCUUUAGUGUACAUGUGUGUGUCUGUCCUGUAACCUGUGAUCCAAACCUUUGUAGCUAGUAGCUGAUUUCUCCUGAUUAUUCGUCUUUUUAGUGUUUGUCCGCUCAGUGCUUCCGUUCUUUUCUCUCCUCUUCUCUACUCUCCUCUCCUCCUUCCUUUUUCCUCACACUCCGUUCUCUUCCGAGAGAAAGACAGUAGAGAGUUGGAGACAGAAAAGGGGUGUGAGAGGACAGAAAAGAACCCCAUGGAAGAAAGACAGAUACAAGAAUUACAAUAGCACAUGACAAGAGAUGAGUUCCAGGUCACUGUCAUUUCUUUUGACAAUUUUACUUUGCAAGUGUUUAGAUCAAGGCACACAGAUACAGGGUUGACAAUUUCAUCCAAACUGACACAAACGCACACACAGUUACACACUAUUCUGUCCUAAUGUACAGAUCUACAUUCCUACCAGCUUAACUGCUCCAGGGAGGGUACUGCCUACACUACCAAAUUUAAAUGUUCCUGAAGUCUGAUGUUUCUCCCAGUUACGAGCAAACUGCCAACGCCAGUUAAAGACUAGUUAAAUAAUGAAUAGCACAGGGCAAAAAAAUGUGCUGCAUUUUCUAAUGGAGAUGACACAAAGAUGAACACGCUCCUUCUACACACGUACACCGCCGGAAUGAAUGCGCACACAGUCACACUUACAGCUUUCUCUAGGCUCUAGGAGUACACCUGUGCAGCAGGUGACGUUUGCACAGCAGACAGAGCAGAUUGCGUGUUUACCUGUGUGCUACAUGUUUUCCCAACGGCGUGCGAGUCCGUGUGCACCAAUUUCUCCACUAUCCGGUGGCCUGUCUUCAAACUCUUGACUGCCUGUUAUAUAAUUUUAAAACUGUUCUCUGCCAUACAAGUAUUUUCUGUACAAUCUUGUGAAGCCAUUCAAGCUGCCAAAUUUUGUCAUAACUUAAUUUAAAACCAGAAUGUCUAAAAUGCUACUGAGAAGAGUGAGGGGAAAAAACAUAUUUAUACUGUGUGUUAGGCAGAUGCCAGAACUAGGGAUACAAAUGUUAACUUUAAGGAUACAAAUGUGUUUUUUAUUUUUAUUUUUGUAUUUUGUUUGGGGUUUGGUUCUGGUGUGAAAUGUUUCCUUUGUAAACAUUAAUAGAAGUCUGUGUUUGAAUUUCGUAUAUGACUGACUCAGUUCAGAUUGCGGCUCCAGGAUUUAAACAGUGAAUUGAUAAACACAUUAGGUAAUGGCCUUCCUACCCAGGACAAGUGCCAAUGCAUGUUGACUUGUUUAACACUUUUGCUAAUGCCAAUAAAUAAAUCAUCAACAUGAAA
Alosa sapidissima (American shad) is the source of this 3130-nucleotide messenger RNA. RefSeq lists its product as uncharacterized. The coding region runs from base 758 to 1096 and encodes 112 amino acids. Gene Ontology annotation, cellular component: plasma membrane; SNARE complex. Gene Ontology annotation, molecular function: SNAP receptor activity; syntaxin binding. Gene Ontology annotation, biological process: SNARE complex assembly; vesicle fusion; vesicle-mediated transport. NCBI's taxonomy places the organism in Eukaryota, Metazoa, Chordata, Actinopteri, Clupeiformes, Clupeidae. The transcript has 5 exons. The record is from RefSeq and is a predicted model, not a curated record.